AUGUGGAUAAGAUAUUCAAAAUGGAUUUUAUCAUCAACAAAAUGUUCAGCAUCACCUUAUUUACGAUUAAUUCAACAGUUUCGUACACAAAUUUCACGUAAUUCAUUGCAACCAAAACCACGUCGUUCAAUAAAAAAUUUCGAUGAAUCGAGCAUUUUGCGUGUUGAGCCUCAAAAAGAAACACAUCGAAGUUAUCUUCUCAUUCGACCGACUAUUUUUACUAUUGGUUUUGUAGGCUGUUCAUUUGUAACAUGUGCUAUUUGGCAAUACGAAUCUCAUAGAAAUAAAUUACGAAAAAUAAAAGAACGUUGGCAAUUAAAAGACAAACCUCAACAAAUAUCAUCACAAUUGAAAAAUAUUUGGCGUGAUGUUUCCGAAUCUAAACGAGUGAUAGGAACAAUAAUUGGCUUGAAUUUAAUGGUUUUUCUUGCAUGGAGAGUGAAGCGAUUUGAACCAUUUUUAUUAAAAUAUUUUACAUCAAGUCCUUAUAAACCAAAUCUUAGUUCAAUGUUAUUAUCAACUUUUAGUCAUUAUAAUGGAAUACAUUUUUUUUGUAAUAUGUAUGUUUUAUGGUCAUUUAGUGAUCCAGUUAUAAGAAUGUUUGGAAAAGAACAAUUUUUUGCUGUUUUUCUCUCUGGUGGUAUGGUCAUUGAUUACUUAGAUCAAUAA
This is a messenger RNA of Rotaria sp. Silwood1, 669 nucleotides long. Lineage: Eukaryota; Metazoa; Rotifera; Eurotatoria; Philodinida; Philodinidae. The record is from the annotation of a GenBank genome assembly.